Molecule: messenger RNA, 7865 nt
Organism: Lonchura striata (white-rumped munia)
Lineage: Eukaryota; Metazoa; Chordata; Aves; Passeriformes; Estrildidae
Gene: GDA
Product: guanine deaminase
Biological process (GO): guanine catabolic process
Cellular component (GO): cytosol
Molecular function (GO): guanine deaminase activity; zinc ion binding
Source: RefSeq, a predicted model, not a curated record
UGGGGAAAUGGCAGCUCCAGGAAGUCGCCCGCGGCUCCGAGAGACGCCGAGGGAAGGCAGCCCGCGGGGUGGCAGCUCCCAGCCCGCGCCCGUCGAGCCCGCCGCCGCCGCGAUGAGCUCCCCGCAGCGCCCGCCGCUCACCCACGUCUUCAAGGGGACCUUCGUGCACUCCAGCGCCUCCGCCCCCAUGGAGAUCCUCCACGGACACCUUCUGGGGGUGGACGAUAACGGGACAAUUGUGUUUGUGGAACAAAUGGAUCAGCUAGAGCAACUGGCCAAGACAUGGGGGUUCAAAACAUCUGACAUAAGACAACUGAGUAAACAUGAAUUCUUCAUGCCAGGAUUGGUUGAUACACAUAUUCAUGCUCCUCAGUAUUCAUUUACUGGUACAAGAGUAGACCUGACUCUUUUGCAGUGGUUGACUGCCUAUACAUUCCCAACAGAAGCCAAGUACCAGGACAGUGGUUUUGCAGAAGAAGUGUACACCAGAGUUGUUAGACGAACACUAAAGAAUGGUACAACUACAGCUUGCUACUUUGCAACAAUUCACACAGAUACUGCCCUUCUUCUUGCUGAAAUUAUAGAUAAAUUUGGUCAACGAGCAUUUGUUGGGAAAGUCUGCAUGGAUGUGAAUGACAGUGUGCCACAAUACAGAGAGAUUACUGCUGACUCUGUCCAAGAGACAGAAAGGUUUGUUAGAGAACUACUGGAAAAGAAAUAUCCCAGGGUACAGCCUAUAAUAACCCCCCGCUUUGGCCCCUCCUGCACAGAGGACUUGCUGAAUGCUCUCGGGGAUUUAGCAUUAGCCCAUGAUCUCCACGUGCAGAGUCACAUAAGUGAGACUGAGGAAGAAAUCAAAGUUGUGGAGAACAUGUUUCCUGCCUACCAGAAUUACACUGAACUGUAUGAUAAAAACAAGCUUCUAAACAGCAAGACUGUGAUGGCACAUGGCUGUCAUCUUUCUGAAGAAGAGCUGAAAAUUUUUAGUCUUCGUGGAGCUGCAAUUUCACAUUGCCCCAAUUCUAACUUUUCGAUGCGCAGUGGUGUCUUAAAUGUGCAAAAGGUUCUCAAACACAAUGUGAAGCUUGGUCUUGGCACAGAUGUUGCAGGUGGAUAUUCAGCUUCUAUGCUUGAUGCUAUAAGGAAAACAAUGGUGGCAUCUAAUAGCCUUCAGAUCAAUAAAGUGAAUGAAACAGGACUAACUAUUGAAGAAGCCUUUCAGCUAGCCACUCUGGGAGGAAGCCAAGCUCUAGGACUGGAUAAUGUCAUUGGAAACUUUGAGGUGGGAAAAGAAUUUGAUGCACUGCUAAUCAACACGAAGGCUUCAGAUAGCCCUUUUGACUUGUUCUCUGCUGAUGAAUUUGAGGACACUCUCCAGAAGUUCCUGUAUCUAGGUGAUGAUCGGAAUAUUUCUGAAGUGUAUGUGGCUGGAAAGCAAGUGGUUCCUUUUUCAAGCUCUGUAUAAAUCCAUUUCUGUUUGCAAAAUACUCUGCUGAUCAUUCUGCAUCUAAGUUGGAAAAGAUUGAUUAAACACAGUGUCUAAUCAUCAGGAAUGACACCUCACUUUUGGAUAAUGUUAAAAACUUGCAUACAUUGAAAAUUUUGUUAGACCUUUCAAGAAUUACUGAGAAUUACUACUGAAAUUUUCACAGUUCUAGAGGGAAUGGCUAUUUAAAUUACUUUGUAAAAAUAGCAUUUGUGCAUUGAUAGGGGAUUUGAUAAAUACCUUGUUUAAAGAAGGCACCUGCUGAUCUGUUUAAUAAUAGUAGAGGAAGCACUAUGUGGAACAAUGAGAUGCUGAUUUUCUGUAGGAAUUUAAAAAAAAACCCAGUGCUUGAAAAUUGAUUUUGCAGGUAAUGAAUAUCAUGGAAGAAUGCAAUUUCCAUAAUAUUAUUAUAAGUAUGGAAAAAAUCAGUGCCCUCUUGGAGAAUGUAGUUUUUAAUUUUUCCUAUGAGGUUUAAAAAAAAAAUUACAACACUUUUUUAAGAUGAGUUAAGUCAGAAGUGUGUGUUUAUAAAUAAACACACACCUAAGUCCUCACUUAAGAGUUUAGAAUUGUCAUUUGUAGUCAGACAUACUAUUGAAUUACCUUGAUCUUAGUCAUGGCUGAAUGAAACUUCCGUUAAAUUAGAGGCUGGCACUAAGAUAUCUCUGCAGGCUACAUAAAGGCAAACAAAUUAAGAGGGUUUUCUAGACUAGAGGGAGUGCUUCAUUUAAUUCAGCAUCCUGCAGAAUCUUCCCAAACUCAUUUGCUCCUGACUGUUCAGACAGGAUGAUAGCAAGAUGUCCCUUCUCCUUUCUGUAAGGGAAGUGAGUGCAUUUAAAAAUUUCCAAGAGAAAUGGUCUCUUUCUGGCCAUUACCACUUUUGACUUGAGGUGAAAAUCAUCACUGAAAAAAGCAGCUCAACUUUACUAUGCUUUUUAUGUUUUUCAAUGUGGCAUAAUUCUAGCCCUGUACAAUUCCAGGAUUCAGGUAAAAAAAAAAUGCCCUUUUUUUUAUUUUUUUAUUUUUAUUUUUUCAAAAUCUGUGCGACUUUCUACUUCCUUUCCUAAAAUGCCUGCUUUUUUUUUUAAGAUUUGUUUGAUGAGGAUAUUUCUUCUUGUUUCUGUAUUAUGUUUUUGCAACACAAAGAAUGUAAGCUUUAAUUUCAGGGUCAUUAGAGACCAAUAUUGUAUUUUGAUACUGUAAACAUUUCUUGAAUAACGUUUUAAGGCCUACUUCAAACUUCUUUGAUUUCACUAAGCCUUGUUUUGCACUUUUAUCUCACUGCCUGGGGAUAUAGGACUUACCCCUGUUUACAAAACAAGGGAGGUCACUGCACCAAAGUUUCACUUCAUGUCUACUUCAGAGGGAGUGCUUGGCCAAUGCCACUCAUAAUGUUCUGAUUUUAAAAGAAUUUUCAGAGCUUAUGUAUUGUUAUGAUUAUGCCUACAUGAGACAGCAUAGCAUCAAGGGGAAGUGUAACAGCUAAUUUGGGCACUUGAGGCAGUACAGUGUGUUCAAUGUGGUUUUCUUGCCAAAGCUGAGGGGCCGUACCAAACAGCAGGGAAUAACCAGGAGGUCUUGCUGAAAUCACCUGGAUGCAGCCACUCAUUAGAGCUGGCUCAGGUGUCUUCCUGGCUGCUGCACCAUGCCGAGGUACAGCCUUCCUACCCGCUCUGUUCCAAGACUUCUAAGGCUUUAGGAGUCCAGAUCUAAGGAUUAAGAUUUACACAUUCCAUCAGAGUGUCUUCUCAACCAUUGUGUUUUUCAUGUGUCACAAUCACCUGCACAGUAGCACACUUGUUCAGCAAAUAACAACCUUCAGCUCUUUAACUUGCUUUCCUGAUUCAGGGACAUUUUUCUCAUGAAUUUUGACAUGAAUCUAAUUGACCAAAUUUCACAUUUCAAAACCAAAGAACUGUGAGACACAUGUUUUAAUCCUCCCAGUUAAUGUUUGAAACUAUUUUUAGGGAAUUACAUGGUUUUCAGCUUUGGCUUUCCUGUGGUGAAGAAAGAUCACACAGCCUUGUGUACAAUGUAUGCUAGUGCCCUACUUCUUUGCCUUCAGAGCUAUGAAUUAAAUCAAUGCUUUUUAUUUUAGUGGUAGUCUUAACUGUCUCUGACUUAAUUGUUUUCCCAUUAUUAUUUUGUGGCACUUUUAAGAAAAGGAUUCAGCAUUUCUUAAAAUACUUUUGGGAGUAGACAGGUUGCUUAUUUGCCAUAUGAGAAACACUUUAGAACUUUAACAAGUUCAGGACUACGCUGCUGGCCCAAUUACAAAGGUACUCUCUAGAAUAGCUGCUGUAUCUGAAUUUUUAUUGGGUCAUGAGAGUUUGACUCUUGUUUAAUAAAGGGACAAGGUAGGAACUUCUCUUUCGAUUAUAGCUUUUCUAAUGUCUAGUAUCCAGAAAUUUCCCAGACAUAGCAAUGGAAAAUCAGUUUUUUAAGAAUCUCAGCUGGGGGAGGAACUCUGUGCUGUCUGCAGCACUCUGCAAUGCCCAAGACCAGAAGGAGCAAGGUCCAAGAUAGAUAGUGUUACGUUAAAUGCUGAGGUGUUUAGCAGUAAAGGAAAGAAGUCUGAAUUUGAUGUUUGAGGAGGCCAGUGGAGGAGUUAAUAUAAAAAAUAAACUGAGGGUCUUUUGACAGCAACAUUUAAAUAGCUCUGAAUGGAGAAAAAAUGUGCCACCAGAGAAGCUAAGUGGGGUCAUCUGAGGCAGUCCCAAAAGCUUGUUCAGUGGAAGAUGGCAUAUGUACAAAAAUUUAAAGGUUUUAGGUCAUACAAAGAGUGUAGUAGUCAGAAUUCUCUGAAGUAAUUUAGGCAAAAUUACUCACUAAGAAUCACUAACAAUCCCACUGUGAAGUCUUGGUCCUUGAGACUCUAUGCCUGUGUGUAGUUUGCCAAGAUAUUUGUUUUGGUGGGGAAGGAUCAGUGGAUAAAAGCAGUGGAUACCACUGAGACUUACACAUGUACACUAUAUACACCUCAAGACUAUAUAUAUUCUGCUUCCUUGGAUAGAUGUCCCUACUGCAUAUGCACUUUGAAGCAGGCCAAGUGAUGUGUUCAGAUUCUUAGUGUCUCUAAAAGAGACUGGAGUAUAUUUGGAAGACAGCUGAGCAUCCAGUGCAGUUUUCUCCAAAAUAAGCUUCAUUCUUAUACACCAAAUCCACCCUUGCAGACUGAACCAAGGUUCAACAAGGGACAAUGAUUGGGAAUUUAGAAGAACACUAUUGUCUCAAACCAAAAUGCUAAUAGAGGCUAGAACUUGAACUAUUCCCUGUCUGUUCUCAUCCCAUCACAGAACUUAGUAGAUGAAUAUAAAUUGAAGCAACUCUCUUCUACCUUCCUACCUUUUCCCCAACACCAGCCCUCCCCCCCCCAAAAAAAAAAAAAAAACAAAAAAAAAAGUCAAAUGAAACAACUGGGCAUUAAGGGGAUAUGAGUAUGUGGAAGAAAAUAAUGGAAUAAUUUUCAGUCAGCAUGAAUUGAAAAAUAUGACAUUAUAAAUUGAUUGAUAAAACCUCUGGAAAAAUGUACAUGCAGCAGAUUCCAGAUGUCUCUCCCCACAGGUUUUCUUACCAGAUGGUACAUGAGAUAUUUCUUUCUUAAUAUGUCUUUAUGUUCAAUGGUAGCACGCCAUUCAGACAAAGGGGGAAAAAAGGGUAUUUGUGUAGAGCUUGCUUGUUGGGACAAUGUGCUUACUAUGUUCUAUGGUCAGAUGAGCACUUAUUAAUUAUAAAUAGAAUGCAUUUGAAUUACUGUUAUAUGUUUAUCUCAUUGUGUCACUUUAGGUUUUGAAAUACUAAUAAGAAUGCUAUGCAUUAUGCAGCAUUAUUUGAAUUAUUCAUGUGUGACAAGUGGAGUUCUGCACUUUAAAAUGUUGCCUUGGCCUAAUGUUCAUAUUUAUGCUGUAUUUUUGUGUAAUCCUAAGGUUUUGUAAGGGAAAAAAGGUGUAUUUUUUCACUGUACUGAAAUUUUUAGUAAGUUUGCUUUCUUUUAGAAAAGAGAACUUUAAAAUUUUCCUGUCUAAGAUUCUGUGCCUGAUUAUACACUCAUGAAUGAAAAAAAUAUAAUGGUUUUAUGAACUUGAAUACUAACAUUUAAUGUAAAAAUAAGUUCAGAUAAAUAGAUUUUUUUUCAAAUAUAAUUAUGAUAAUGCAAUGCAACUUCGCAAGAGGCAUUACUGUUGAAUAGCUACAGUUAAAUUGAGCAAAAAAGAACAUAGUGAUUCUUGAUUAUUCAUUUAAAAAGAAUACUUAGGAUGAAGUUCUUUCAAAGAAUAUCCUGAUUUUAAAAGGAGAAGAUAUUAAUGUCAUUACUCAGACAAGCUGUUUAAAAAUACUGUUUUAAGCAUUUGCAGGAACAAUCUGUAACAGAUGAUAAGGUGGACAUAUUUUAAAAUUCUGGAUUUUCAUUAUUAUGCUGCUUUAUUUGAAGCCUGGUAUGUGUUAGGAAUCCACUCACCUGUAAAAUGAUAGUGUAUAGUCACAGAAUAAACUAAACUGGAAGGGAUCCUCAAGGAUCAUUGUGUCCAACUCCUGGCCCUACAUGGCAGCAUUCCCAAGGACAGGUAAACAAUUAAUUUCAGAAGACAUUUGAAAAUAGUGGUAGCAGAAUACAAAGUACUGCAAAGUAGAAAGGAGAUUGAUCUAGGAACUCAUAAAAAGAUGACAGGUCAGUGAAAUUUUAGGCAUGAAAUGUGCAGAAAAAAAGAUUCUUUCCCGGGUAAUGUUCCAUUAGACCAUGGAUGUCAUUCCUUCUAAAAGUCAUGGAGGUCCAAAACCUGACUAAGUUCCCAAAGCAGUUGCUUACACACUUAAUAAUAGAAGCCCAAAUACCUGCUUAUGGGAUAAUUAUGUAACUCUUCACAACUUCUAGAGCUUGGCUCCUAGAUUUAAAUCAAAAUUAUCUGUAAUGGCUCCAGAGGAAACAAUGUAAGGGCAUAUUAUGCUUUAUCUAUACCUUCCCUGUGAAACAUUUAGCACUGGCCAGAACAGAGGCUGAAUUAGUCUGGUCCCAGUGAAGAAUUUCUGUUCAUACAUAUCCCAGACAUCAUUCCCUGAUAACUGAGUUCAGCACAAACAGUCUGGUGUGACUGAAAUGUCUGAAUACAAACUGUUUUAAAUAUCAGAUUGUUUAGAAAUUAAGCUCAUUGCUGAGAACAAUAAAUACAUUUUAAGUCACACAAUCAUCUAUCUAGUACUGAACUUCUAGAUACUAGGACAUUGGCUUAAAUCUGUGGGGGUUUUAAGCACUAUAUGUGUAGCAACUCAUGCUUCUCUUAACAGAGAAACUAGCAAAUGACAUCUCCUAGGUAUGAAAAAGAGUAACAAAAUCUAAUAGAACUGUUAGUUUAUGGGGAAAGUCUGAGCAAUGUUUUUGGAAGACAGUUUCCUGGAAACUUCAGUGGAAAAUCUUUAUUAGAAAAUGGCCAGAAUCAGUGUGCUCCAACCAAAAGGUCCUUUGUGGCUUCUGCAGAGCCAGUCACUUCUGCAGAAGUUAAUGCAUUAGACAUGCCUAGACCCUCACUUCUUUACCCUGUCAUGACUCGUAAGUGUGUACUAGCUUUAAUUCUGGUAUUGGCUUGUGGCUUCUCAUAGACUGAGUCUUAGUUUGAAAAUAACUAUGCUAAAGAGCAGAGCUGGGAGAAGGAUGAGGAUAAAGGGCAAUCUUAUACCAGUCCUCCUAAUGCUUCAACACAAAAUAUUUGUCCCACCAGGUAGAUGUUGUUACGUUUCAGCAGCUCUUAGACUCAAUGAUUGGCUUAAUGACUUGAAUCAACUAGUAACAAUUCAACUCAGUCAAGGCUAGGAUAUAAUCUAGAUGUUUUACUGUGAUCUGCAUUUAAACCAUGAGCAGCUUUCCUUGGCCAAGGGCUCCUAGGAAUAUUUAGGUACAACAAACUGGAGGUUAGCCUGCUGGAGAAGGGGCCAGUUUUGGUGACAGCUGAAGGCUGUAAACUGCAUCCUGUCUGGCCUUGUGGCUUUGAAGCUGGGUUGUGUAUGCCUCUAACAGCUUUUAGUGAUGAAACUUUUAGAAAACAUUAACAUGUGCUCCUUAACUGAGGAUGUUUACAUCCCUUGCUUCAAGACACAUUUUCGUUCCCCAAAGGAGAGUUCACAUCUUGCUGGAGUAAGUUUUUCUGAUGCUGAUUUGUCUGCUCGUCACCUGUUGUGCAUAAGCUCUGGUUCAUGUGAAAAUGCCUAACUGGAGUUAAUGUUGUUGAAUUUAUCCUUCCUUUUGUACUUGUGCAGUUUCAAGGAAGAACUGUGUAUUAGGAUAAAUGGUAUAUGCAAUUUCCACUGUUCUGCUUGGUUUUGAUCACGCUAAAUAGGAAGUCAUGUACUGUUGAAACAAAAUAAAGAGGCCUUGUAUUUAUGCCAA